AAACAACGAAUCAAACAGAAUCAAGUUAAAUAUGUUUGAUAUUAUCAAUUAUUUCUCAUUUGUUAUAAUUUUAUACCCAAGUGCCUCACAAUCAUUAAAUAUCCAAACUAGGAAUAUUUCUUAUAUCGUAAUUAGGUUGUAAACAAGUCAAGCUAAGUCGAGUUUUUACCUAGCUCAUACUCAAGAGUUCGGCCUCGAAUCGUUUACUAAAAUUCAACACAAAAUCGAAUAUUAUGAGCUCACUAGCUCUACUUGAAUCUAUUUUAAUAAUGUAAAAUGUAGUGAUUAAGAUACCCUACCGUUCGUUCAGACAGAAAAAUACAUAGAUCGACAAUUAUCUUUUGCACUAUAUUUGGUCGUCAUAAACCCAAUUCGCCUAAACCUAAUUCACGGUGAACCUCCAUCGCCAUCAUCCAAAAUCGCCAACACGCAUGGAAGUUGAAGAUCAAACUUGAUAAUGAACGACCAACAAACCCAUAAAAAAAUUAGUCGUUUACGCCAUUUACUAUAGUUUUUUGGGAUGCCAUUUGUCGUUAAAUAACAUAAGCUAAUUAUAAUUUAUGAAAUAAUUAUGAUACCAAAAUAGAAAAGAAAUUGAAGCAGAGUAAUUACUUAUAAUUUCCCGCUAAUUUGGAAUUAGAAAAAAAAAUACGGGAGUGAGAAAUGGAAACAUUAAAAUUCUCCCUCUUGUUUUUUCAGAAACCCUGUUUUUAUCCGCCAAAACAAAAUGUCAUUUCUUUGCAACCCUUCCCAUCCCACUGAAACAUAAUAGCACAGUUUCAUUCUCUCUUUCCAUUAAUCGUUUGAUGUUUCUGGGAAAUCUGGUCGAUUUGGGGUCUUCGAAGCUGGCCCACUUUGCCGGCGGCCGAAGGUGUGGCCUUGUCGAUGAGCACGCGGAGCUUCAGAUCUACGAUUUCUGGGAUCUAUGGCGCAUGCAUUUCGCAUUAUGAAUCACUCGAAGAAGGUAGGCUUCCGAAUCUCUGCACUUCCCUCGCCCCGAUUCGGCUUUGAUUCACUGAAACAACGAUUGGUUCAGGUUCAUGCUCUGGUAGCGAGCAACGAAACGGUGAUUGAAGCUGGGAUCGGAGAUGAGGGAGCUCCACAGCUUGCAGACGGGUUUGUAGAGGAAGGCAGAUCUGGGAUUGGGGAGGAGAAUCAGAAUCUCGACGAGGAGGCCGUCUCCGAGUUUGCUGAUGGCGGAAGGAGGGUUUCCUUCUGAACUGAUUCGCCACCAUUUUCUAGGGGCGGGACGAUGGCAGAUUCCAUUCCGUGUUGCAGUUGUCGAAGACCAUGGCGAUAGACAAACAGACGGAUUGAGGGAAGACAACUCCGAUGCCCGCGCCGGGGGAGAAAAGAUGCGGUAGUAUACAAGCUCGGGUGACGACAGAGAAGGCUUUGAUUCACUGAAAGAACCCAUUACAGGCCAGAAAGAGUCCUUUCAUAAACAUAGAGAAUUCCAAGGGGACACAGCUCCUAUGCUCAUUUGACAGUAUGGAUGCAUGAAAUCUUUUUCUUCUAUUAUUUAAAACAUGUAGAUUUAUAUGUUAAUUCCUUGUUUUCUGUUUGUCUCUACAUGUUUCAUAUAUGUAACAGAGGGAGGAGGAGAGGUCAAAGGACAGAGAAAAAGGGAAGACCAUAAAUAUUGAUCCUUUCAUGGAAGAGCUGAAGCAUGAACAUGAAUUGAGGUGGUUUUCUUUUCCUUCAAUAGUGAUUGCCCUUGUUUUAUCUUGGAUUGUAAUAUGGUGGAGUGAAAUUAGUAGAAGACAUGUUCGUAGUCUAAUGUUCAGUAGCAGAGUUUAACCUUUUAGAUUAAGUCAUGUUCUUAGCCUAAUAUUGGACGACUAAGUGUAUGCUAGGUGAGGCUCUUAUGCUUUUUCAUAAUGCUCAUCUGGUAAUUUUUUGUGUGAAUAUGGUUGAAAUGUGGCAAUGGAAGUCGAAACUGUGAAUAACAUGUUUUUGUUGACUCGGUAUUUGGUGCUUUAACUGCUGCUUCUAGCCUUGCUCCUGCUUCUUUCCUCGCUAUAGUUUAGAAAGUUUCAGUUUGCGGGUUUAGCAAAGAAAUGGACACAGGAUAGUGAAUAUGUGUUUGGAUACAAAAUACUUUAGCUAACGAUGCUCUUUUCUAGUAUGGUCCAUAGAAACCACCCUAGAUUUUGAUGAUUAAUGGCGUAGAUUCAUUUGCAAUUCCUGCCAUUGAUGGUUUCGUUAUUGCUUAAAUGAGUGAGUGAUGUUUUAGCUGCUUUUAUUAGGUCAAGGAGGUAAAGGAAAGUGGAGCAGAGCUGAAAUUACUUCAGACAUGUAUAUAGACGUGGGCUCAACAGAUUCAAGGUAGAGUAUUCACAGGUGUCAUGACUGUAAACCCCUCAUCUAUGUUUCACCUUGGAGGAGCUAGGUAAUUAUUGGUGGAUAUGAUACGUGAUGACAAGAGCUGUGUAUAAUUGACAGCAGGGAUGUUAGGGGGAUUCAAGAUUUCGAAUACCAGGUGUGGGGUCAAGUCCAGAGCUUGAAGUUAUCUCUGGAUGAGCAGAACUUGGGACAUUGCUGGUAAGUGAAUCAGUUAACAAUUUUGCUGCCAUGAGCAAAGGAUUAAUUAAAGAAACCCACUACUACUUGUUGCAAAGCAGACACCAAAGUUGCUGAGGUCCAGAACUAACUACCAAGCUUUCAAUUAUAAGCGGAGGGCUGAGGAUGAAACGGAUUGAUUAUAUGCAUAGUUCGUGGAUUAUUCCAAGGGGACACAACUCCUGGCUUAAAGACUGUUGUUAGGGGCGGACUGAUCAAUCCCAAUGACAAAGUGAAGUAUGAAUCUCAAGUUUAGUCUGUAUUAGUUCUCUAGUUUGGAAUACGGUUUCUGUUCUUGACAUGAUGAAGUAAAAUACUUGAUUUGGGUUCAUGUGUUGCAGAUCAAAGAGAAGACGAACAGUACUUAAUUGAUCACCCUGGAGCAGCUCCCAUCACAACAGCACAAGGAGAAGAACUGAAGAAAGUGGUUGGUGUUGUGCCUUACAUUGAGCGGAGCUCCAAAACUCAGCAGGUUCGUAUAUUUAUCAGCAUGUUAAUCAAGAAAAAAGAAGGCAUAUUAAUAUGUAGCAUAAACUGCAGCAUCCACCCAUUUAUGAAUGAAGACUGUGUUUGAUAGUGUUGUUUUGUGAAUCAGAAUGUGAAGACGGUGUUUGAUACCAUGAUAAAGAUAGUUUUGCGACCACAAAAGUCGGAAGAGGAAGCCUUGCAAGCAAAGGACAUGCACCACCCUUCAGCAAUCAGCAAGAUCUGGUUGUCGAGGUCUCGCCAGAGUCAAACUGGUUCUAAGGAAUACAAGACACGUGCUGCA
Molecule: messenger RNA, 3331 nt
Organism: Linum trigynum
Lineage: Eukaryota; Viridiplantae; Streptophyta; Magnoliopsida; Malpighiales; Linaceae
Source: the annotation of a GenBank genome assembly